This is a messenger RNA of Pisolithus orientalis, 4079 nucleotides long. RefSeq lists its product as uncharacterized. Lineage: Eukaryota; Fungi; Basidiomycota; Agaricomycetes; Boletales; Pisolithaceae. The coding region runs from base 83 to 3973 and encodes 1296 amino acids. Gene Ontology annotation, cellular component: nucleus. The record is from RefSeq and is a predicted model, not a curated record. Gene Ontology annotation, biological process: transcription by RNA polymerase II. The transcript has 10 exons.
CAUUCCCCUUCGACCACAGCAACAGGUGUCCAGCCAGCGGUAUGAUCCAAGACUUCGAUUUGUGCCAUCUAUUGCGUCAAGAAUGCCUCAAAACGAGCGUAAUAUGAUAGGCUCAGUCGUUGAGCGCAAGAUAGCAAGUCAACCCAGCACUACGCCGAGAUUUACUGCGAAGCCCGGCAUCGGAUUUCCUGCCGUGCAGCACAGAUCCAAGAGCGCGUUCGCACGUGCGAGGGAAGAGAAGAAGGUGAACAAUGCAGAUAUCCGAUCCAACGAAGUCCCUGUGGUAGUGACGACCCAGGCAUCACUCACAGCUGAAACCAAAGCCAUCUCGACGGAUGUUGAGGACUUGCGGCAUCAUAUCAGUCGGGCGAAUGAACAACAGCUGGCAAGCAUGACAUCGGAGGAGAUUGAGAAGGAGAGGAAGUCCAUUUUGGACCAGUUCGGUAACGACGCUCCUGACCUGCUGAGACGAGUUCGGGAGGCUAGAGAGAGGAAGCUCGCACGGGAAGCUGCUCAAGAGACGGAGGCGGAGCGAAACGUGAUUAGUUCCGAGCAGACGGAAAGACCCCCCAUUCAUCACCCUAAGCCAACGUUGCUGUCCUUGGGUGCCCGACCGGGCAUCCUCCGAGUGAGGAGCCUCGAAAGUGUUCCUCAAAGUGCGCCGCCAACUUUUUCUUCCCAGAGAAGCUGCACGCGUCCACCCAGUAGGACGGGUAAAAAAAUUCGCUUUGCUGAGGUCACACCCAAGGAUAUCUACGUCUAUGAAUCCGCCCCUGUUUCUCCGAAACGACAAGUCUUUGCACUUCCACCGCCCCCGGACAAACCAGAUAGCUCUAUCGGAUCGAUUCCUUCAAAGCGACCCCACCCUAUUGACAGUCCAUCGGACGAUAAAGAGAGUGCGGCAACGGCGACUGGCGACUCCAAGCUGGAGGAGGGCACUCCAGAGCACAUUCGCCGACGCUAUUUCCCGGACGCCUCAGAGAACGAUCCAAACCUCGAAUGGAUGCAAGCCUCGACUUCCCCAGAUUCCUCCGAACUCCGCUUUGACCUCAAUGGUGCACCGAUACCGCCUCCACUCUCGGAGACUUUGCCAUCCCAUCUUGGGCUACAUCACCAUGCGGAAGGGAAUCGGGCAGGUUAUACACUUGAUGACAUCUUUCUUCUGUCGCGAUCCACAGUCGACGGCAACUCCCCAGACAAGAUCGCCGAGCUUGUCGGAAAGGAAGGUAAACACCGUAAGCAAGCUCUUGCUGCUGGCCUUUCGGCCAUCAGUGAGCGCGUGGUUUGGGAAUGUCUAGUCGGCAUCGAACUCCACCUCGCUCCUGAUGUUAUCUCUUCGACUCACCCGGAACAACUACUUCCGAUCAUCGCGGGAAUACUGGCACAAGCUUCACUUCCCCGUGAAACACUUGAGCAGUUACUGGCUAUUGUUUACCGAUUCGUGCAGGAGUCGAACGAGCUAGCUGACUUUAUAAUGACCGUACCUCAUUUGGUAUCCGCCAUCAUUCAAACGUUCCUGCUGACACCUAUCCCGCCCCGCGAAGAUUCCUUCCUUCCUGACCCUAUGGCAUUGCGCCUCCUCAUUAUCCUUGCGUCCGCCUCUCGCUCAAACGCUUCAACAUUCGCCACCCUUCUGCCGCAUUCGUCGCCUUUCCCAACGCCUCUCGCAACGUCGAUCUUGGCUUCCUACGGGCUGUACUCUCACAUCGCCACAUCAGCUUCCCUCUACUUCUCUGCUCUUGGUUCAUAUGUUCUGUCAUCGCCGCCGUUGGCCCCAAAGACGUUAUCGCAACUACGUGCAGCGUGGUCAUUCCUUUUGGAAGUUUGGAUAGUCUGUGCUACCGACCCUCACGCUACCACUCCCCCGCAUGAGAUACUAUGGAGCCAGGUGACUGCCUGGGGUUGGGAGAGUGAAGUGCGGCUGCUUAGGAAGGAUUUGACGGAGGCUGAACAAGAUUGGGAGGUAUGGAGUGCUGUUUGGAAUGUCGAGGCGGCAUGGUUGGAGGGAGCUAGGAUUAAUGGGAUGAAAGGUGGGGAAAAAGAGCGAUCGGAGGUUUUGGAAUCUGUUCAGCCUGGAUUUGAAGCGGAAGAAGGAUUAGAGCAUAAAGUUGUGCGUGCCGCUCUCGAAGCAGUGAAGCAGCAUUUGGGCAUCCUGGCUACAGACGGUCCUGGGAUGGAAAAGGCUCUCAGGCUGAUCGUGACACCCACCCACGCCCUCUCCUCUGCGAUCCGAUUAUGGCUCGCUUGUCUACCUCCUCUCAAAGACGUACCACUCGGUUCCCCCCCGUUUACGCUCCCGUUUGGAGGGCUAUCCAAGCUCUGCGCUGAGUUAGUCACACAUCCCGUCUGGUCGUUACCACAAAAACACGGAAUGUACCUUCAAGUCCAUCUGAGGCCUCUCAGCAGCCUGCUCGUGUACUUCCAUCGGCUUUCUCGACAUAUUCCUGGAACUGGUCCAGACUUGUGGCUCGCUCAAGGUCUUUCGAUGAUAACCCGACUCAUUCCUGGAGACGAGAGUGCUGCAAUUGCCAUGGAAGAAAACUGUAUUCUACCCGUGACACCUCAGAUUGCCGGGUUUCAGGUGCAACCUCCAUCCGUCGCGACUGACAUUCUUAAACCUUUCUUUGAGCACACCAUCCGUCCCAGCCUGAAUGUCUACCUUGGUCCCCUACACAUCAUGACUGAGAGCAUUUCCCGCAGUACGACUCUUAGACUUCCCGAUGGCGCCCCUGACCUGCCAGAAGAAGACAAGACUGGCCUUCCGCUGCCUCGGGACUGGCUUACAGCUCCGCUUACGCACCUCUUGAGGUCAGGGACAUCACCCGUUUUCCGCAAUCUGCCUACUGGUUGGGAUGCAUCAGAGGUAGAGGUCGUGCGAGCUACAUUGCUACUUCUCCACGUGUCAUCUGGUGUGCUUCAGCGUUGGGGCCUCGGCCUAUAUGCUCUCGGACCUGCCGAAGUAGUGUUUGCUUGUAUGAAAGUUUGCAUGCUUGAACACGGCGUUGGCGGCGGUGCAUUUGGAAUGGACUCGUCGACAGAAGUCUUCCGAGAUAGUGUCGUGGAGAAGUUGAUGGAGUGGCUACUGGACCCUCUUACACCAAAGCGACUUCCAACACCCCCUCCAUCUCCGCCCACCACCGCCACUUGCAAUGAACCAACACCUGCUUCGCUUCCCCCGUUCACCCCCCAGAACUACCUAGAGAUCGCGUCGCAGACGUACCUCGGCCAGACUCACACCCCAUUCUACCAAUUUUAUACGGAUCUUGUCGCACUAUAUACUUCCGUAUCUUUCGCCCACCCGAUCUUCGGCGCACUUCUGAUUCCGGCUCUGGCCAUGCGUUACCCAAGUGACUACCGCCGACUUGUAUGGUGUGAAGCCGGAGACGGUUCACGAGCCAGUUCAGGCGUGAGUGGUGGUGUCGGUGCCGUGACUGAGGUCGUGAGGACGGUUCGUCUCAGCUUGGAACAGGUCGACGUCAGGGAGUAUUUGUAUCCUGUCGAACGCGACGGAAGGAUUCUUGGGGCGCACCUCCAGGCGCUCCUUGCAGGUACGAAUGCACCACAAGGGUUUCUGCGUCUUGUUGCGGCCCAUCACGUUGCGUGUACGGUGUGGCCAGACCUACAGAGGCUUGCGAGGGCAGCUGAAGAUGGGACCAGUAGCAAUGACACCGCUACGGACGGAGGCGAUGUUAUGACAGUCAGCACCACCGAGCGAUCCCGGUCAAUCAUCCUGGUUCUCUUACAAGGGCCAACGCUGCUUCGGCUACUUCUAAAUCGGGGUGAUGCUCCAGCCGUGCGCGACGUCUUGUUGUACCGCCAAAGUCCAAGAGGUGGAUUCUUGUGGCCUCCAUCAUGCUUUGAAGGCGAUUUAGCGGAGUCAGAUAAAGCAGAGAGGGUGGAAUAUGUACGGGAUGUUAUUAGUGGUGAUAUGGCUGAGCGGGUCAAGGUUAUUUUUGGGUGGAAGAAAGACUAAAUUGGUGUAUACUGUAUUUUGCCCCUGACGAUCCUGACUUCAAGUAUGCAAUUGCAAGUUCCUGUGACCAGUUGUAGCGAGCUCCUUCCCAGCUCUUCAAUCUGCG